AUGAGGCAUGAGGUCCAGAAGGAGGAGAGGAGGGGGAGGUGGAGGAGGGGGAGGUGGAGGAGGGGGAGGUGGAGGAGGUGGAGGAGGAGGAGGGGGAGGUGGAGGAGGGGGAGGUGGAGGAGGUGGAGGAGGAGGAGGGGGAGGUGGAGGAGGGGGAGGUGGGUGGAGGAGGAGGAGGAGGAGGAGGAGGAGGAGGUGGAGGAGGUGGAGGAGGUGGAGGUGGAGGAGGUGGAGGUGGAGGAGGUGGAGGUGGAGGAGGUGGAGGAGGUGGAGGUGGAGGAGGUGGAGGUGGAGGAGGUGGAGGAGGUGGAGGUGGGCGUAGGUUGGCGCUGGUUGGCACAGGUUGGUGCAGGUUGGUGUAGGUUGGUGCAGGUUGGUGUAGGUGGGCGUAGGUUGGCGCUGGUUGGCACAGGUUGGCACAGGUUGGCGCAGGUUGGCGCUGGUUGGCGCAGGUGGUGGGACAUGAACGGACUCCAGGACAUGAACAAGGACAAGUGUGGCAAAGGCCUCCUACCGCUCCCUUUGAAGAGAGAGCUCAUGGUCACUUUAGAGGCAGCGUUCAGUCAGACCUCAGACACAGGGCUGGACUCAUGGUCUUCAGCAAACCUGGCCUGA
Messenger RNA from Knipowitschia caucasica, 615 nucleotides. The record is from the annotation of a GenBank genome assembly. NCBI's taxonomy places the organism in Eukaryota, Metazoa, Chordata, Actinopteri, Gobiiformes, Gobiidae.